This is a messenger RNA of Belonocnema kinseyi, 949 nucleotides long. It is a transcript of the gene Actbeta, whose product is annotated as inhibin beta chain. Lineage: Eukaryota; Metazoa; Arthropoda; Insecta; Hymenoptera; Cynipidae. Gene Ontology annotation, biological process: SMAD protein signal transduction. The record is from RefSeq and is a predicted model, not a curated record. Gene Ontology annotation, molecular function: growth factor activity; cytokine activity. Gene Ontology annotation, cellular component: extracellular region. The coding region runs from base 23 to 949 and encodes 308 amino acids. The transcript has 5 exons.
CACCGAGGAACCUCAGGAGGAAAUGGACGACUUCUAUGCCAGGACGUCGGAGAUCAUCACGUUUGCGGAACCCGGGCGUACGUUAAAUGGUCAACCACUCCUGGAGUUUCCAACGUCCAGUGGGGAACCAGCAUUAGGGCCUUUCAAAAUCAAAAGAGCGACCCUAUGGGCCAGGGUUGAAUUGAGGCAUAGCCAUCAUUAUCAACACCACAAACAGAGUCAGAGUAACCAAAGAAAUAUCACUCUCUGGGUGUUCAGGGUACGCUGUGGUAACACAACGCAUUUGCGUGGAAAGGAGCUCGGACAGCACCUAGAUAUGGUGACGUCCUUAGGAGUGAAUGUUGGUCAAUUGGGCUGGCAAAAAUUCGAUGUAACGAAAGUUGUCAGCAAUUGGUAUCAGGCGAGCGGAAAUUCGCCAAAGGACAAGCUGACGCUCCUUGUAGAUUGCACGGGCUGCGGAUCGCACGUGCACAUCUCCACGUUCGGAGGUCAUUCACCUCAUGUCAUCGAAUCUACCGUCAAUGACAAAGGUGCGCAAGAUCCGGACAGGCCGUUUUUAGUCGUUCGAACAGAUCCAGCGGCUGUGAAGCGUGUUAGAAGACGAGCAGUGGAGUGUAGCGGCGCCGUUAGGGGUCAGUGCUGCAAGCAGAGGUUCUACGUUAGCUUUUCGCAGCUCGGAUGGGACGAUUGGAUAAUCGCCCCUCAAGGGUACUACGCGAACUAUUGCAGAGGAGACUGUGCAGCAGGUCACAGGACGCCGGACACUUUUUUGAAUUAUUACACGCACGUAAUUGAAGAAUACAGAAAAAUGGAUCGGCUUGCUGGGAUGCAGCCUUGCUGCGCGCCACUGAAAUUCUCUUCAAUGUCCCUAAUUUACUAUGGGCCCGAUUCCAACAUCAUCAAAAGAGAUUUGCCAAAAAUGGUCGUUGACGAGUGCGGCUGUCCUUAA